This is a messenger RNA of Acanthosepion pharaonis, 936 nucleotides long. The record is from the annotation of a GenBank genome assembly. Lineage: Eukaryota; Metazoa; Mollusca; Cephalopoda; Sepiida; Sepiidae.
AUGAGGAAUUUUUCUAGUGGUCCAUUUUAUUUACACCCUGAAAUCUAUUCUCACUUUUCAAUUUCUCCCUCAUUCUUCUCUCCUUACAUUCCACUUAAUUUCCAUUCUUUCUCAUUCUUUUCUCUCUACAUUCCAAUUAUUUUCAUCUCUCUCAUUCUUCUCUCUGUACUUUCUAUAUAUUUUCCCUUCUCUCUCAUUAUUCUCCCUUUACAUUCCACUUAUUUCCUCUCUCUCUCUCUCUCUCACUCUCAUUCUUCUCUAGUUAAAUUCCAUCUAUUUUCCUUUCUUUCUCUCUCAUUCUUCUCUCUUUACAUUCCACUUAUUUUCUUCUCUCUCUCAUUCUUCUCACUUUAUUUUCCACUUAUUUUCCUCUCCCUUUCUCAUUCUUCUCUCUCUACAUUCCACUUAUUUUUCCUCCUCUCCCAUUCUUCUCUCUUUAUAUCCCACCUACUUUUCAUUCUCUCUCAUUAUUCUCUCUUUAUAUUCCAAUUAUUUUCCUCUCUCUCUCAUUCUUCCAUGAAUACAUUCCACUUAUUUUCUUCUCUCUCUCUUGCUCUCAUUCUUCUCUUCUUCUCUCUUUACUCUCCACAUGUUCCUUUCUCUCUCAUUCUUCCCUGGUUGCAUUACAUUUAUAUUCUCACUUCUCUCCUCUCUCAUUCUUCUCUCUUUACAUUCAAUUUAUUUUCCCUUCUCUACCAUUUUUCUCUCUUCAUAUUCCACUUAAUUUCUCACAUCUCUCUUUCUCUCUUAUUGCUCUCUCUGUAUUUUCUUUUUCUUUCAACCAUUUUUCUAUUUUUCCUUUUAUUCUCCCACAUUUUCUUCCUAUUUUUUGUGUCUUCAGUUUAUUUUUUACUCUUUUUUUCUUUCAAAAUGGUUUUUCGUUCGUUGUCCAUUAUUUUCCUUCUGCAUUCAUUUUCUUUCCUUUUCUGCGUAUGA